AUGGAACACUCUAGAGCUCAGUACGGCAGGAGGGGGAUGAACAUGGGAAAUGUCAUUGGCGACCCCUUUGCCCUCGCAUCAAUCUCCAUUGCCAUGCUGGCGUGGGUCAUCGCGUUUAUCAGCAGCAUCGUCGCUGCGGUACAGACAAAUGAUCUCCCCAACCUUGCGUGGUGGAUCCUCGCUCUCGAAGUUGGCAUCGUCGGCGCCGUCUUCUUCGUUAUUGCCUCGGACACGAUCCAGACGUAUCACGUUGCCUUGACAGCCUACCAAACACUUGCGCUUGCCACCUUGUCUAUACUUCUUAACAGGAUCGUAUAUGAUGGUCGUGGCGCUAUGCAGGCUGCGUCUGCCGGCUAUGUCCUGCUGUCGGUUGUCAUGGCACUCUGGAUGAUUUACUUCGGCUCCGCGCCUUCGGCCUCACCACGUGCUUAUGUCGACUCCUUUGCCCUGCAAAAGGAGGGACACGGCUCACGCAACACGAUGACGUACGGCACGGGACGCCCCGAAACGUCCACUUCGGUCCAACCUCCACAGAUGUACACAUCGGCGCAGUUGAACGGUUUCGAAAACCCCUCUCCCGUCGGCGGCAUCUCGCAAUCGCAGGCGCCUCGGAACUCCGCAGUGCCGAACCUGAACUCGACUGGAGUGACGGCGAACGGCAAGCCGCCAGGCCAAGACCAGGAGGUCGGCCCGCCGACAGAGUACCCUUACCGUGCCAAGGCCAUCUACAGCUACGAGGCCAACCCUGAAGAUGCGAAUGAGAUCUCAUUCAGCAAGCACGAGAUUCUCGAGGUCAGUGAUGUCAGCGGGCGGUGGUGGCAAGCGCGGAAGGAGAGCGGCGACACAGGUAUCGCGCCAAGCAACUACCUGAUCUUGCUAUGA
Molecule: messenger RNA, 882 nt
Organism: Verticillium alfalfae VaMs.102
Lineage: Eukaryota; Fungi; Ascomycota; Sordariomycetes; Glomerellales; Plectosphaerellaceae
Product: osmosensor protein
Exons: 3
Coding region: 1-882 (293 amino acids)
Molecular function (GO): protein binding
Source: RefSeq, a predicted model, not a curated record